This is a messenger RNA of Closterium sp. NIES-65, 3426 nucleotides long. NCBI's taxonomy places the organism in Eukaryota, Viridiplantae, Streptophyta, Zygnematophyceae, Desmidiales, Closteriaceae. The record is from the annotation of a GenBank genome assembly.
AUGAAGGGCAAGAGAAAGAAAGGGGGUGGUUCAUCGAGCGAGGUGAGAGAUUCUCAGAAGCGCCAGUCAAGCAGCAAGGUCGAGAAGGGAGGGAAACCGUUCCAGCAGCAGAAGCUAACGUUCGAUCUGGUGGAUUUGGACGACCCGGUGAGCGCCAGUCAGGCCACGAGUUUCACCUCUACUCAAGCUUGGCGCAUUCCCAACCGCAAGUCGCAUUCCGAAGCCGUCCCGCUAUCCGGCACCUCGCCACGCACUGGCAGCCCGAGCUGUGUCAGUGGUGACGUGUCACCUGGCGGCGGGGAUGGCGAGGGCGGGAUGGGCGCGGGGCUGUGGGUGGAGCGGUUCGCGCCCAAGUGGGAGGACGAGCUGGCCGUGCACCGGAAAAAGGUGCAGGAGGUGUCACAGUGGUUCGACGCGCAUUUCGGCCCACCCGUCAUGCACAGGCCGGUGCAGCAGAGCAAGGGAAAAGGGAGCAAGCAGAAGGCGGCAGGAGGGGGGCACAAGGGCGAUGCUAGUACAAAGCAGCCCAGCAAGGUGCUCGCGCUGGUGGGACCCCCGGGAUGUGGAAAGACGGCGCUGGUGCACGUGGUGGCAGCAGCACGGGGAGUGACGGUGCAGGACUGGCAGGCGCCCGUGCCACUGCUGUGGGACGACCGCCGCCACAUCCGCUCCUCCCAGGCUGCUGCUGGUACGGCCCUCAAGCCCUCCAUGUGCCUUCCACUGCUCUUUACAGCCCUCAGAGAGCGCAGCAGCAGCAGGAACAGCGGAGAAAGGGGAUGCAAUGCAGCAGUGUCAUGCCCCUUGCCCCCCACCUCUCUGGCUUCAUUGCCUGUUUCAGCGGCCGAGAGGCAGACUACAAGUCGUGGGAGGGGCGUUGUGCAGCGACCAGAGGGAGUGAGAGAGGGGCGGAGAGGGGAGAAGACGGGGCGUGAGGAAGCGAAAGCUGGUGGGACGAAGGGGAUGGAGGGGAAUAGUAAGGGUAGGAGGAGCAACAGUGUUGAGUCCUGGGAGGGUGUUGGGGAGACGCGUGAUGGCGAUGGUGAUGAAGCUGAUGAGGAGGAGGGUGGUGACGAUGAGGAGUGGCUGCCAUCAUUCCGCGAAUCGAGUGAUGCUCAUGGUGCUCGGGGCAAGGCCAAGGAGAAAAAACAGGUGGUAAAGCGUGGAAGCCAGGACGGCAGCGCACCAGGUGCUGUGGUGAGUGGACGGCAUGUGGGAGCAUCUGCGGUCCCAUCGUCCCCUCUGCUGCCACCGUCACCGCCAGCUUUACCGGCACCGCCAUCACCAUCCACCUCGCUCUCACCCGCCUCCCCAUCACGCCAUGUGCUUCUGAUCGACGACCUGCCAUUCGUGUCGGGGCGGCAGCGCUGUGACGCGCUGUGCCACGCCAUGCACUCGCUGGCCACUGCCUCGCAUGUGCCGGCUGUGGUCGUGCUCUCCCUCCCCACCACGUCCACCUCCGCUGCCAGCGCCUCUGCUCCAGGCGGUGCACGUGGAGGGAUGCGAGGCGAGUGGAGGCAGGGGGAUGGGGCGCCCACGCGGGAUGUGCUGGAUGCGUUGAUGAGUGGAGGGGCUCACAAGGUGGAGUUCAACCCCAUAGCACCAGGCGCCAUGCACAAGGCGCUGGCAGCCGUGGCAGCGGCGGCAGGAUCCCCGCUAGCCGCCCCGGCUGUAGCGGCUGUGGCGGAGAGCAGUGCAGGGGACCUGCGCCAUGCCAUCUCGCAGCUACAGCUGCUCUCCCUCUCCACCCGCCGGCCCCCCAGCCACACGUGGGACCCUGGGGGUGCUGCUGCUGGGGGCAGGGGCAGCGUGGGGAUGGGGGAAGGGGGGGAACAGGGAUGUAGUGGGUCAAAAAGUGAAGGGACGGAGCAGGGGAAAAGGAGGAAGAAGAGGAAGGUGCAACAAUCGCGAGGUUCAACUGAGUUGGUGGAUUUAACGCAUUGUGAGUCAAGUGGUGGAGGAGAGGAAGAGGGCGGAUGCAACAGAGGGGUGUUGAGACAUGGGAGUGGUGGUGCUGCUACUGCUGGUGCAGGGGGGAGCAGUGGAGGUGCAGAGGAUGCAGCGGUGGGUGCAGGUCGUGACGACCCGCUGUCUCUCUUCCACGCCGUGGGAAAGUUCCUCCACAAUAAGCGCCUCCCUGCAGCCCAGCACAAGGCAGAAGCAGAGCAGCGGAGUGAGCGUGAGUGGGUGGCGAAUCCACUCAGGUGGCAGCAGUGGGGGCAGUCCAGCUCACAGCAGGUGAUCACAGGGGACAGUCAUCAGUGCGCUCCUGGCCCUGAUGCACCUAUAGGCAAUGCUGGUGAUGGUGGCAUGGAAAGCAGUGGUGGUGAUGGGGUGAGUGGAGGCAGUGCAGUGGCGGUGCGGGAGGAGUUGCAGCGAGCGGCGGUGGACAUGGAGGCAGCAGAGGUGAUCAUUCAACGCUCCCAGAUCGCCCCCAUGAAGCUCUGCUGCUACCUGCAUGAGAACAUGUUGGACAUGCUGCAUCCAUGUGACGGCCUGGAAGCUGCGGUGGGUGCAAGUGCUGCUCUCAGUGACGUGCUUACGCUCCUCUCCUCCUCCUCCUCCUUGCACCUCUCCUCGUGGUCUGGUGGCAGCAGUAUGGCAGCAGAUGGCGUGGGUGGGGGGGAUGAGGAUCUCUCACCUGCAGCAGUGCGUGCAGCAGCAGCAGCGUCCGUGGCAGCCAGGGGAGUCAUGUUCUGGAACACUCAGCCUGCUCCCAAACGGUUCUUUGCCUUUCGCUCACCAGUUGUUUGGGCCACUGAAGCACAAAUGCGCCGCAAUAAGGCAUCACUCCUGGAGUUGCGGUCAGAGUGCUUUACUCUUGCAGCAAGCCAAAGCUUGCCACUUGGCUCUCUCAGGGGCAAUAGUGCUGACAUUGCAUCUGACAUCAGCGUGGCACGGUUACGUUCGCUGCAUGGUUUGCUGCAAGAAUCUAUGGGAAGGCAGGGUUGCACCUCGCCCGUGGCAGCUAGGAGCGCACGUCUGUCCUCUUCAUUCCUCGCCGUGCCGCUACGCCGCCAUGCCAGCGCUUCGCGAGCUGUCGUGGCAGCACCGCACAGGAGACCAGAUGUGCGGGCUAGCUUCGACGCACCGAGCUCCGGCGCACUUACGCCGGAAUUAAAGUCGGCACUAGAUAAGUUCAUUUCGGAGAACAAAGUUAUUCUCUUCAUGAAGGGCAACAAGCAGUUUCCGCAGUGCGGCUUCUCUAACACCUGCGUUCAGAUCCUCACCACGCUGAACGUGCCGUUUGAGACUGUCAAUAUUCUUGAGGAUGACCGGCUACGACAGGGCAUGAAGGAAUACAGCAGCUGGCCUACUUUCCCCCAGCUAUAUAUCGAUGGGGAGUUUUAUGGCGGUUGUGAUAUUACUAUCGAGGGUUUCCAAAGUGGGGAGCUGAAAGAGACCAUUGAGAAGGCUCUGCUAAGCUGA